This is a messenger RNA of Cercospora beticola, 1616 nucleotides long. RefSeq lists its product as uncharacterized. The record is from RefSeq and is a predicted model, not a curated record. NCBI's taxonomy places the organism in Eukaryota, Fungi, Ascomycota, Dothideomycetes, Mycosphaerellales, Mycosphaerellaceae.
GGCUGCACGCCACCUAUUCUUGGAGCAGUGCUGUAUUGCCUUACCGGUGUAUGUCGAACUUGCAUCCAGCUGCUCAACGUAUGGGUCCAACGGAGCCUUUUCUGCCGUGCAUAUGCUACUUCGACUGCAACUGAAGAUAUGCCUUGACUUGCCAAAUCGAGUAGUUUCACUUGCUUUGGUCCCGCAUUGCCGGUAGAAGCGAUGGACCUGAACAGCACUUACGAUAUUCGCAUCACGAUGUUGACCACGUUCAAUGAUGCACUGCAGCUCGGUUAUGAGGCUGCGCUUCGCCUGGAGGAUAUCGAAGAUGGGCAAUACGAGGAAUGCACCCGUUCUCCACAACGCACGAGUUCGUGCUGCAGCUCCGAGAGAUCAUACAGCUGAGCACGGGAGUAGAAUCCUCCAUGAUUCUUCCGGUAAGGAAAGCGAUUCAGAGGAACGAAGUAUAGAGAUGAGUGGAAUGGCCUCUUCAUUGCUUUCUCAUCAGCAGCAGCAUCUCGCCUUCAGAUCAAAGCUCCAGAUCGUUCACAGCCACAUCUCGUUCAUUCGCUUUACAAGCAAUCCAUUUCAAUCGCUCAACAAUCAACAUGCAGUUCUCCCUCACCACCAUCGCCUUUUUCGCCCUCAGUGGCAUGGUGAACGCUUACCCAAGCCCAGCUGAGACAACUCCUGCUGGUUACGAGCCAGUCCCACCAAGCUACCCGGAGUACCCUGAGACCACCACAAAGAAAGAGGAGCCCACCACGACCAAGAAGGAGGAGACCACAACUAAGAAAGAGGAGACCUCCAAAACGCCUGAGACCACAACCAAGAAGGAGGAGACGACGAAGAAGCCUGAGACCACUACCAAGAAGGAGGAGACAACGAAGAAGCCUGAGACUACAUCGAAGCCAGAGACAACCAAGAAAGAAGAGUCCACGACCAAGAAGGAGGAGACUACCAAGAAACCGGAGACUACCACUAAAAAGCAAGAGACUACAACCAAGAAAGAGGAGACUUGCACCAACUCCGUCGGCACCUCCUACAGCACUGGCUACACCACUUCCACUUCCAUCAAGACGAUAAAGGUGCCAGUUACGCAAACCAAAACCGUUACAUCCACCGCUGUCAAGACCAUCAAAACCACAAUCGUCAAGCCGACCACUUCGUACCAAGAGGAAAAGACGACCACCAAGAAACCCGUCGUAUCCACCGGCGUCAAGGAGAGCGUGAUCACCAUCACCACCAAGAUGCCAUUCACCACUACUACAUUCGAGGACAAAGUCGAAACUAUUACCAAGACGAUUACUGGCGCAGAGACCAAGACUUCCGAUGUUGUGACCACCAAGACUGAGGUCGAGACCAAACCUGUUGUCACCUCGACGACCUCUUUGUCGACUUCUUUGUCGACCAAAACAGUCACCAGCAAAGUUCCGUACACCACGUGCGUGUACGCCCCAAAGCCUUACUUCAUGUAAACGUCUUCGACUCAAGACUUGGACUGUGACAUUGAGCCGCAACGAACGAAGCGAUGUCCCCGCUGAGGAUGGUCAAAUCAUUGAGAGGUUGCGGGGGAAGGCAGGGGUAGCUGAACUGCGCAUAGAAAACAUUUUUACGAAUGAUGAAAGCUCUGGUCA